Cyprinus carpio (common carp) is the source of this 2769-nucleotide messenger RNA. RefSeq names its product FAD dependent oxidoreductase domain containing 1 (gene foxred1). Gene Ontology annotation, cellular component: cytoplasm. Gene Ontology annotation, molecular function: oxidoreductase activity. The record is from RefSeq and is a predicted model, not a curated record. NCBI's taxonomy places the organism in Eukaryota, Metazoa, Chordata, Actinopteri, Cypriniformes, Cyprinidae.
AGAGCAUGCGUACUAGGUCAAAUGAGCGUACGCGCUCGCGUGUCAGUGAGGAAGGUGAUUAGAGUGUCUUCUUCUGCAUACAUGACUGUCUGUCGACAAUAGCAAUGUGGCGCAAGCUGUUCACCUCCGUCCCUGCUUUCAGAGCCCUGAAAGCACCCUGUCGGAGCUUUAAAAGCAGCAGCAGGGGAGCUGAAAAGGACUUCUUUAAAGAUCUGGACGCUCAGCUGCGGGCGUUUCGGGACAAAGCGGCCGCAGCGAUGCCCGGCAGUGACUGGAGCCCGAUUGAGUUGACCCCCGGCCUGCCCCCGGAGAGGGCUGAUGUGGUGAUUGUAGGAGGGGGAGUCGUAGGAUGGUCCAUCGCAUACUGGCUAAAGAUGAAGGCGCGAGUGAGGGAUGGUCUGAGAGUGCUGGUGGUGGAGAAAGACCCUACUUAUUCCCAGGCGUCGACUGUGCUGUCAUGUGGUGGAAUCCGGCAGCAGUUCUCCUUGAAAGAAAACAUCAUGCUCUCACUGUUUUCAGCUCAUUUCAUGAAGAACAUUAAUAAUCACCUCUGUGUUGUAAAUGAAGACCCCGUUGAUCUGCAGUUUAAUCAUUCCGGAUAUCUCUUCCUCGCCAGUGAAAAAUCAGCUCAUAUUAUGGAGGAAAACUACAGAACUCAAAGAUACGUGGGUGCGAAGGUCGCCCUCCUCUCACCAUCCCAGCUGAAGGAGCGAUUCCCUUGGAUGAACACGGAGGGGGUCGCUCUGGCUUCUCUUGGACUAGAGAACGAGGGCUGGUUUGACCCCUGGUCUCUCCUGAACGCUCUCAGACGUAAGGCCGUGUCUAUGGGUGUCUAUCAGUGCUUUGGAGAGGUCACAGGAUUUAAAUGUGCUGCAAAUUUGGCAGAAACCACAGAUGGAGAGGUUCUUAAUGUCCAAAGGAUAAAAUAUGUUAAUGUGCGGAUGCCCAACAGUCUGGAGUAUCAGCCUGUGGAGUGUGCCGUUGUGGUAAAUGCAGCAGGUGCAAACUCAGGAAAGAUCGCCUCCAUGCUAGGCAUCGGAUUAGGCCCGAAAGAAUCAGUGUCUGGUGUUCCGCUACCCGUGGAGCCCAGAAAAAGGUUUGUUUAUGUGGUACAUUGUCCUGAUGGACCAGGGUUGGAUACUCCAUUUCUGAUUGACUAUUCAGGGGUUUACUGUAGACGAGAGGGACUGGGAGGAAAUUACAUCACGGGAAUGUCACCAGAGGAGACAGAAGAACCAGAUAUCAGUAACCUUGAUGUGGACCACGAGUUCUUUCAAGAGAAGGUCUGGCAUCGUCUGGCCCACCGUAUUCCUGCAUUCGAGCAACUGAAGGUUUCAAACGCGUGGGCUGGGUUUUACGACUAUAACACCUUUGAUCAGAAUGGCAUUAUUGGACUGCAUCCUCUUGUGCCCAACAUGUACUUUGCCACGGGCUUCAGCGGUCACGGUCUGCAGCAGUCUCCUGCGGUCGGACUCGCCGUGGCUGAACUUAUUCUGGACGGAGGCUAUAAGACCAUUGACCUUAGUGCUUUAGACCUUAAACGGAUCCUUCUGCAGGAGCCCAUACUGGAGAGCAACAUUGUGUGAGGAGCACAAAAACACAGGGAAGAUGAAUGUGUCCUCAGAAUGGAGCCACUUGAUAUGAACGUUACAAUGACAUCAUAGUUCACACUGGAACAAUGGUCAAAGUUCAGUUUGGAAACAAAACAUAAUCAGAAUAUUAAAAAGCUUAGUUCACCCAAAAAUUAAAAUUCUGUCAUUAAUUACUCACCCUCGUGUUGUUCCAAACCAGUAAGACCUUCGUUCAUCUUCAGAACGCAAAUUAAGAUAUUUUUGAUGGAAUCUGAGAGCUCUCUGACCUUCCAUAGACAGCAAGGACACAUAGCAAGGAACAAGAAAUGUAGCAAGGGCAUCGCUAAAAUAGUCCGUCACAUAGUCCCGUUACAUGGACUAUUUAACAGAUGCCCUGGCUACGUUUCUGUGUGUUGAUCAGGGGUUCAACCGUAAUUUUACGAAGCUACGAGAAUACUUUUUGUGCGCAAAGAAAACAAUAAUAGCGGAAGACGGUAACUCUGGGAGAAGACCUGCUGAAUAAUUAAUGCUAUUUUUGUUUUCUUUGUGCACAAAAAGUAUUCUAGUAGUUUUGUAAAAUUGCGGUUGAACACCUAACCAACGCACAGAAACGUAGCAAGGGCAUCGGUAAAAUAAUCCCUUACAUGGACUAUGUCGCUGCUGCAUUUCUGUGCGUUGAUCGUGGUAAUAUCCUUGCUGUCUAUGGAGGGUCCAAGAGCUCCCAGAUUCCAGCAAAAAUAUCUUAAUUUGUGUUCCGAAGAUGAACAAAGGUCUUACGGGUUUGGAACGACAUGAGGGAGAGUAAUUAAUGACAGAAGUUUCAUUUUUGGGUGAACUAAACCUUUACAUACUGUACAAGAAAUGUAUGGUAGAGAUCAGGAAAUUCUGAUGGAUAUUUUGUUCAUUUGUAAUUGCAUAUAUUUAAAUAUGCACAUGAAACAGAUCAUGAUAUAUCCUUUUUUUUAAGUGUUUUUCUAGAUCCUCAUAUUCAUACUGUUUCAGAAAUGAAUACCAAAAAUAAUCAUAAACUUUAAAAGUUUGUUUCUAAAUCAGACAUCAUGGACUCAAUUUUAUAAAUCUGUAUCUUUAAAUGUGUGUUAAUAUAGAUAUGAAUACACAGGCAUAUUGUGAAAGAAGACAGAAAUGUGCUGUUUUAUUUUAGCAUGAUUGAUCAAUUUCAAUAUAUUUGUUUUUCCAA